UAAAAGCAAUUAUUGAAUGCAUAAUUAUCUUGAAAUUAAAAGUUAUAUGGUAAUAUAUGUGCUAGUAUUGAAAAGAACUCAUUUUCUUCAGUAUACUUAUUCAGUCAUUUUGGUGCAUUGUUUAAGUGGCACGAUGGUGUAAAAUGUGUAUAACAAGAAAGUACGGGUUGCCAAGUGUCACAAACAAGCAUUUGUGCAUUUUGUUGGUUAGCAUUAUUUAUUACUGUUACGUGCCGACUAAAAGAAUCAUAAUAGUAACAAAUAUAAAGGAUAGGGAUGUCGUAGUACAUCACGAGAUUAUUAUGCUUCUUUCACAGGCUGUGAUACCGGUCUUGGUCACAUCUUGGCUAAACAAUUGGCAGCUGGAGGCUUCUUCGUCUACGCGGGGUGUCUAAAUGCCGCUGGAGAAGGGGCCAAAAUUCUUCGUGGAGUGGCCAACGUAACAGUGCUGCAAAUGGACGUUACGAAAGAUAAAGAUGUCGAGGCGGCAUUAGAAGCCGUGGAAAUGACCCUUGGCAAAAGAGAGCUAUGGGCUGUUGUGGCCAACGCCGGCGUUCCAAGUCUCGGCUACAUUGAGUGGCAGCCCAUGAGCCGCAUACAGCACGUGUUCGAAGUGAAUACCUUCGGCGUGAUCCGCGUCGCCAGGGCAUUCCUCCCGCUGAUGCGCAAGACUCCCGGCAGCAGACUCGUCGUCGUCACCAGUCUUCUAGGACGAAUGUCAAUGCCGGCCUCCAUGACCUACUGCAUGUCCAAGCACGCUUCUACAUCGCUGGCGGACUCCCUUCGCCGCCAGUACUACGACAGAGGAGUGCACGUGAGCACUGUGGAGCCGGGUGCAUACAGGACUCCCAUGGCCAACCACGACACUAUGGCGAAGACCCUGCGAAGUGACCUGAGUCUCCUGCCUGCAAGCGUGCGCAGCGUGAUCAGCGACCACUCCCUGGGGAGUCUGCGCAAGUCAUCGGACACUCUGUACGCGUCCAUCAUGCGGGACGAUUUGCAAGAGGCCGUGGACGUCAUGAAAUCGGCCGUGCGGGACCUCAUUCCCAAGGCCUACUACAGAGCUGGAGGGUUCAAGGACAUCCUCCUCCGCCGGUUGUACGAAGUGGCUCCGGCCGAAGUGACGGACGAAUUCGUCCACAUCAUCCGCAAGGUGGCGCGGGCUGCGCGGCGUAAGGCAUAGACAGAUGCAUUUCGCGGUGGUCAUGGUGGUCUGCCUGGUCUGUUUAGGUGCUUAAGGUUAUACUGCGCCUAUAAGGCAGCGAAGCCUAAAUACUAAACAAAUACCAUAUUACCUAGUACAGGCAGCUUUUCUCUUCGUUUCAGCAGUUCGGCCCUUGGUACGUCUUUUCAAGAUGAAGGAAGGUCAGGUUGCUGGACAAGGUGCUGAAAAGGCGCUGCAUGCAGUCCAGUGCGCGAGAAAUAUACUCAUAGAAUGCCCACAAUAUGGCCAACAGCGGUGUCGCCUGAGUGACCGUUCGAACGUUUUUGAAGAAAGCCCUAUAUCAGCGAGAAAACUGCUUGGACCAUGGCCGUGCCCUAAUAAACGCGAGCGGGCCGUCAGUGCUCUUCAUGACUUCUUAAUGAACAGCAAUCUCAAGAACGGCCUCUCUGUGCUGCGCCAUCUCUGGAUUGUGCGAGGGCCAGUCGAGUGCUAAGCAUUCCACAAGUAAUAUGCACGUUUUGAUGUGAGAUUCUGCAAGUGUUAUGUGGUGAUUGGUACAAAAAACUAGGUCAUGCUUUCCGGUGUUCGUGCCCGUGGUGACACUACUUACACGCUUGUGACUUCUGUUAUAGCGUGUGCGGUGCUCUUUGUGGGUUGUUUGUUUGUUUG
Molecule: messenger RNA, 1834 nt
Organism: Dermacentor andersoni
Lineage: Eukaryota; Metazoa; Arthropoda; Arachnida; Ixodida; Ixodidae
Product: retinol dehydrogenase 7-like
Cellular component (GO): intracellular membrane-bounded organelle
Molecular function (GO): oxidoreductase activity
Source: RefSeq, a predicted model, not a curated record